AUGGCCCAAGGGAACCCGAUGAACAUCUACUCUAACAACGCUGGACCAUCAAUGUUCAUAGCUAACCCAUCAUCAUCAUCUACAACUACAAUAUCAUCAACAUUUAUAUUUAAUAACCCAUCUUAUACACAAACCACUUCCCUCACUACCAUUUCAUCACCCUUAACUAACAUCAAUGCUUUCACACGUGUUAGCGAUGUUAUUUCCAACAUGCAAAGUAGGUACAAAUUUCGCCUGAACAAAAAAGACGCUAGGUACCUAAAGAGAAACAACAUCUUUAUCAAGCGCUCUCUGUCGCCAAGUGAUAGCGAAGAUGAGAACACUUUUAACCAUAAACGGUCUAAAGAAAACAUCAUUGACGAACCUGACACUCCCGUCUCUGGAUCUAAAAGGAAAAGUGUUUAUCAUCUCCCUUCGUCCCUCCGAUAG
Molecule: messenger RNA, 429 nt
Organism: Rhizophagus irregularis DAOM 181602=DAOM 197198
Lineage: Eukaryota; Fungi; Glomeromycota; Glomeromycetes; Glomerales; Glomeraceae
Source: RefSeq, a predicted model, not a curated record